CAACCUCCAUCCGCCACCAAAUCCACCACUCACCGGCCGCCGGGACCCACAUGGCGGCCACGCGCAAGCCCCGAUUCCCGGCCGCCGCCGCCGCCGACCACCUCCGCUUCCUCCGCCCCGGCGCGCUCGCCCGCCUCCGCGACGCCAGGCUCCGCCGCAGCCGGAGGGCCGCCUCCCGCCCGGCCCCGCCCUCGCCGUCCCCCUCUCCCCCGCCCGCUCCCGCUCCCGCGGCGGGGCCCUUCCUGCCCUACUACGUGCCGGCGUCGAGGCUCCUCUCCCCGCGCUGCCCGCAGCGGAAGAAGCUCACGGCGGCCAAGGCCGUCACGCUCUUCCCCCCGCCGGCCUCGGACCUGCCCUUCGAGGCGGUUAUGGAGUUCCUCAACAUCCCGGACAUGGUCGUCGCCGCCCACUAGAGGAGGGCCCCCCCUCGCCGUGUUGUACUAGCUCGUUCGUCUAUAUACAUGUAGAUUCAGAGAUCUGGUUCUGCCUCGUCUAGUUCAUAGUAGUUCCAUGUCUUACAGCUUAUUAUUGUUUACCUUGUUUGUUUGUACUGUACCGAUUUGAUGUGAAAAAAACAAAUAUAAAGAAGAAUAGUUCUGUAAAAGGUUUGUGUAACUGCAAAAUCGGGAACAUAACUGUCAAUUCGCUGUGCUUUCCUACUA
Molecule: messenger RNA, 662 nt
Organism: Lolium perenne
Lineage: Eukaryota; Viridiplantae; Streptophyta; Magnoliopsida; Poales; Poaceae
Source: RefSeq, a predicted model, not a curated record